AUGUCCGGAGCUUCUCAUCCUACCGUUCCCGGCGUCUACGGCCCGGGCACGCAUACCGACACCAAGUUCACGCCUGUUCCUGAGGACACGCAGAGAAUCUUCAACCACCUCGUUUCUCAGACUCCCGGAUUCACCAAGGACCCCGAGCUGCUCUCGAAAGUCAAGUUCGUGGGCGAUGACUACCCCACCCUUCCCGGCCCCAUCAAGGCCGUCUCAGUGGCGGCAGCGCUGCACGCGAUGAGCGGCGUGCUCGCAGACGAGAUCCUGGCGCUCAGGGGGGCGCCCUCCAAGGAGCGCCAGAUCACGGUCGACACGACGCACACGGCCUUCUGGUUCGCGGCGAUCGCGACAUGCUUUCUCGACGGCGAGGACGUGGUGUCGCUGGUCAAGGGCAAGAAGCUGGGCGGGGUGGUGCCCGACUUCGAGCAGGGCUGGAUCGACACGCCCAUGAAGUACCGGUCGACGGCCAUCUACCCGACCAAGGACAAGGACGCGUGGUACUCGUUCCACGGCUCGCUGGCGGCGGUGCCGCUGCUGGAGUCGCUCGGCAUCGACCCCAAGGCCGACAACUGCAAGACGCCGGGCGAGGCGUGGGAGCACAUCGCGCAGACGCUGCGCACCAAGACGGCGGCCGAGCUCGAGUUCAACAACCUGCUGCACGGCUUCUGCGGCAGCCUCUGCUUCACGCCCGAGGCGUGGAACAACAGCGAGAUGGGCAAGUCGCUGGCGCGGCACCCGGUCGUCAACGUCCAGCAGCAGACGCAAGCAGCACCCACGCCAGCCGUAGCCUUCCCACCGCUCGACCCAGCCGACAUGCGGCCCCUCGCGGGCGUCAAAGUCGUGGAGAUGACGCGCAUCAUCGCGGGCCCGCAGAUCGGCGCGGUGCUGAGCUCGUACGGGGCCGACGUGAUCCGCAUCAACGCGCCGCACCUGAUCGACGUCAACGUGCUGCAGCUGACGCUCAACGCCGGCAAGCGCACCAUCGCCAUCGACCUGCGCCAGCCCGCCGACGCCGCCUACCUGCGCUCGCUGCUCGCCGACGCCGACGUCUUCGUCCAGGGCUUCCGCCAGAGCCGCCUGGAGAAGUGGGGGCUGGGGCUCAACUCACUGCUGCGCAUGGCGGCCGAGCGGCAGAAGGGCAUCGUGUACGUGUCGGAGAACUGCUACGGGCCCGACGGCUACUAUGCCGAGCGGCCCGGGUGGCAGCAGAUCGCGGAUGCGGCGGCGGGGUCGGCGUACGUGCAGGGCCGCGCGCUGGGCUUGCCCGAGGGCGAGUGCGUGCUGCCGUCGCUGCCCGUCUCGGAUAUGACGACCGGCAUCAUCGGUGCUGUGGGCGCCAUGCAGGCGCUGCGCGACCGCGCUGUUAAGGGUGGCAGCUACUACGUCCACGCCGCCCUGACGACCGUCAACACCUUCGCCCUGACGCCUGAGGUCGGUCUGUACCAGCCGGAGACGGUCAAGGAGUGCGCCGACCGCUUCCAGUGGGGCCCCAUGCGUUCGUCUGAUCACGUCUUCGACCUGCUGUUUACCGUUUGGGACGGCUGGUCCCGCGUCUUUGCAGACCGCCUGCGCGAGGAUAAUGACAAGCUGUUCAAGCGCUUCGACCGCUCCGAGUUCGCUGGCCGUCGCAUCGCUUUCCUGAAGCCUGUCGUCAGCUUUGGCAAGGAUGACGCAUCGAGCCCCGAGUGGCGCACUCCGAGCGUGCCGUACUGUCUGGAGGAUAAGGCCAAUGUUGCGUUCAGGUAG
Lasiodiplodia theobromae is the source of this 1746-nucleotide messenger RNA. RefSeq names its product CaiB/BaiF family enzyme. NCBI's taxonomy places the organism in Eukaryota, Fungi, Ascomycota, Dothideomycetes, Botryosphaeriales, Botryosphaeriaceae. The transcript has a single exon. Bases 1 to 1746 code for a protein of 581 amino acids. Gene Ontology annotation, molecular function: catalytic activity. The record is from RefSeq and is a predicted model, not a curated record.